This is a messenger RNA of Exophiala dermatitidis NIH/UT8656, 324 nucleotides long. RefSeq names its product mitochondrial import inner membrane translocase subunit tim14. The coding region runs from base 1 to 324 and encodes 107 amino acids. Gene Ontology annotation, molecular function: ATPase activator activity. Lineage: Eukaryota; Fungi; Ascomycota; Eurotiomycetes; Chaetothyriales; Herpotrichiellaceae. The transcript has 2 exons. Gene Ontology annotation, biological process: protein import into mitochondrial matrix. The record is from RefSeq and is a predicted model, not a curated record. Gene Ontology annotation, cellular component: PAM complex, Tim23 associated import motor.
AUGGCGUCGACAGUCGCAGCUGGUGUCGGCAUCGCCGCAGCUGCUUUCCUUGGCCGUGCUGGACUUGUCGCCUUCCGAAGAUGGCGCAACCCGAAUGGACUUAAUGCGCUCGGCCGGCCCUUCUACAAAGGCGGCUUUGAGCCGAAGAUGAACAAGCGCGAGGCCGCGUUGAUUCUGGACCUGAGCGAGCGGACACUCACCAAAGAAAAGAUCCGAAAAAACCACCGAUUACUCAUGCUUGCGAACCACCCCGAUCGAGGCGGAAGUCCUUAUCUUGCCAGUAAGGUCAAUGAAGCAAAGGAGUUUCUGGAGCGAAAUGGCUGA